AUUAUCUCAAAAUCUUUCGACUACAACACUUGAAAAUAAAAAUUGGGGUUAUCUUCUUGGACCAUCUCGAAAAGAUAAGAAUGAUCCAAUAGUAUAUAAAGAAUGAGGUUUAGAUGAUAAAGCAGUUAAUCAAAAUGUUCAAAUUUGUUGUAUUGGCUGCUCUUUUGGCUUGCGCCACCGCUAUUCCAAAUCAACCCCGUUCCAAACUCCCAACUUUGGACGGAAGAAUCGUCGGUGGUAGAGAUGCCUACAUCGAAGAAUUCCCAUACCAAGUCUCGCUUCUUUGGUUCGGCAGUCACAUUUGUGGUGGAUCUUUGAUUUCUCAAAAUUUCGUUGUCACAGCUGCCCAUUGCACUGAUGGAGCUACAGCGUCUCAAUUUUCCAUCCGCGUCGGAUCAUCCAUCAGAAAUUCAGGCGGAAGUACUUACACCGUCAGUCAAGUUCACCAACACCCACAAUACGAUGAAGACACCAUUGAUUUCGACAUUUCAGUUCUUCGCAUUUCCAAUAACGUCGCUUUAGGAAGCGCAGUUGGUUUGAUUGGUCUCCCAACUCAAGAUCAACCCAUCAAUGCUGGUGAUGACGCCACCGUCACCGGAUGGGGAACUUUAACCGAAGGAGGUAUUCUUCCUUCCCAACUUCAAGCCGUCGUUGUCCCAGUCGUCAGCCAAGCUGAAUGCAGAAGAGCUUACGGAACUAGUUCCAUCACCGAUCGUAUGAUGUGCGCCGGUGUACCACAAGGUGGCAAAGACGCUUGCCAAGGUGAUAGUGGUGGCCCAUUGGUUGUUGGAGGUGAACUCAUUGGUAUUGUUUCUUGGGGAUAUGGUUGCGCUCGUCCUGGAUUCCCUGGUGUCUAUUCCAGCGUACCAGCUCUUCGUAGCUUUAUUCUUAGCCAAGCUGGAAUCUAAAUGGAUAUCUUAAUUGUAUAGACUGUUGCACAUAUUUUGUAUAAUAUAAUAAAAUUCUUGACUACUUAU
Onthophagus taurus is the source of this 977-nucleotide messenger RNA. Its product is annotated as trypsin delta-like. Gene Ontology annotation, molecular function: serine-type endopeptidase activity. Gene Ontology annotation, biological process: proteolysis. The record is from RefSeq and is a predicted model, not a curated record. Lineage: Eukaryota; Metazoa; Arthropoda; Insecta; Coleoptera; Scarabaeidae.